Galendromus occidentalis (western predatory mite) is the source of this 2502-nucleotide messenger RNA. Its product is annotated as protein tweety. The coding region runs from base 378 to 1922 and encodes 514 amino acids. The transcript has 12 exons. The record is from RefSeq and is a predicted model, not a curated record. Gene Ontology annotation, molecular function: volume-sensitive chloride channel activity; intracellularly calcium-gated chloride channel activity. Lineage: Eukaryota; Metazoa; Arthropoda; Arachnida; Mesostigmata; Phytoseiidae. Gene Ontology annotation, cellular component: plasma membrane.
CCGCAGUGGCCGCGGCAGCAUCAGCACUCACAUCGGCACCGACACACCCUGUGCGGAAAUUUCGCUUCGAGCUAAAUCGCCUACAUCGUCGCCGAAUCAUUGGAUUCCAGUGCUUGUUCGCCACUAGGAUUGUGUUCUGUUCGAGCUAAGAGUUCGAGCUCACGCUAAAUCGAGCGUCGUCGAGUUGGGCGGCGUCAUUGAGGCACAGCGCUUGUGAAGAUGGCGGCUCCGAGGACGAGAUUCUGACGGUCUCCGGAACCUAAGAUCGGACAAAGAGCACGGCUUCGGGAUCGCACGGCUCUGGUUUCACGCGAAUUUCAGUCUCAGGCAGAUUAGCCACGUUUUCGAGAGCAAAUAGUCACCGAUCCGGCGUCGUCAUGAAGCUGCCAUUCCUCGAAUAUAGUCGGCAUCCCGAUAUUUCAGAGCGAGUCCGGUAUCACAUCUCGCAACUGGUGGACUAUUUCCACGCAGUUCCGCACUUCGACGUCAACCUACAGCCUGUCAAUGGCACCUUUGAUCCAUACAACAACAUAUACCUCGAGAGCCUCGGCAUCUUGGUCGCCGUUCCAGGCUUUUGGUUGAUCUUCACCCUGUUCGCGUUCUUAAUCUUCUUCCUCUGUCGAUGCUGUGAUUCGAGUUCCAAGAAGAAAAACAAAAUCACACCCCUCAAGUGGAUUCUGGCUUUCUUUGCCCUGCUGUGUUGUGGCGCUCUAAGUUUGGGACUGUUCGGGAACGACCAAGCCCAUCAGGCACUUCUGGUGGUACAACGAAGCACUAGCGAGAUGGAGAACGUCGUAAAGUCUGUUAGGAACGAAACCUUGCUCAUCGAGCAGAUUCUCGACAAUUCGAUCCGUGAAGACGUCGACCAGAUAUCGGUCGCCUUUUCUGCGCCUCUGCCGAACGCUACCGUGCGUUCAAUGGUACGCGAAACCCUGGGACACAUGCGUGCGAACAUCAGCCAAAGUCUGGCGAAAACCAAGGACAUGAACAUCAAAAUGAAAGCCCUCGACCUCAGGAACCUGCCGCAAUGGCUUCAAAUCGUGGAAUUUUUCCGCUGGCCCGGCACAAUCACGUUGUUGUGCGGGCUGAUUUUCAUCUGUCUCCUGCUCUUGUGGGGAGUCAUUAGGCACUCGCGCUGUCUGCUCAUCCUAUUCUCGGUCCUGGGUCUGCUUUCUGUAGUUAUCUGUUGGGUUAUGGUCUCUCUGUACUUCGGAAUCGCAGUCGCUGGUGCCGACUUCUGCUUCAAUCCGGAGCCGUUCUUCAACAGAAUGGCUGGCAAUAAUGACGGCGAGCGACUGGCUAUCGAGUACUACAUGACCUGUGAAGAGAUGACCGAUAACCCAUUCAAAUUCGACAUUGUCGAAGGCAAGCGCGCCAUCCAGGAUCUUCAGGCCAAUACGCAAGUCCUGAAAAGAAUUGCCAACCAGUAUCUUCCGCAACGGGAGGUGCAUACACUGCUGCAUUCAUUGGAAAAACGCCUGGAGGAAACCGAGAGGACCUUGAGCCGUAUGGCGACAUUGGUUGAAUGUACGACCAUCCAGAACGAAUACCUCAACGCUAUGGAGGAAAUAUGCGUGAGCACGUUCGAAGGAACGGUGUUCAUGUUAGCCUCCGCGGCCGCAUCUGGUUUCCUCUUCACAAUACUCAUCUGGAUCGCAUCCCACACUUGGAUCCACAUACGUUCCCGCCACCCUCGCAACGAUUCAACCGAGGAUGAGGGAAGGCCGUUUCUGCCCAGUGCCGUCGUUACGGGUGGUACACUCAGCCGUGGAGUACCUCGAAACACGACCAGCCAAGGAAACGGUCGUGAAGAUCAGGCGUUCCUGCAUGCCAGGUAUACACCUCCUCCCGCGUACGAGCACUUGACUGGCAGCACUCGGCAAUUCCACGUGGAUUUACCCUCCGCCCCGAUGUACGCUUGAGGUGCGAGAGGGUAAGCUCGUGUAGACGUAAUGACAGUAGACGCACUGAUCAUCUGCGCUGAGCUUUAGUGAGAAUCCCCGCCUAAUACGUUCGGCAUCAUGUCAAUACAUCAGAUGGAGAUCUCACUUGCGCAACCAAAUUCUAAGGAGUGGUAGACGACAAUACUUCCUCAGCAAUCAUGUUCUUCACACCUGAACGCAACCACUCAUAUAUGUAUAUGUAUAUAAAUGGUGUAUCUAUAUAUAUGUAUAUGGAAAAUGAGGCAUAGAACAUUCCUCCGAGGACACAAGUGGUGAAAUCUUCACUGAUACGUGAUGAGCAGUUUAGCCGAGCGCCGUCCCCAACGCCGAUAAGCGUCCGCCGCCUCCUGCACAGAUACUGUAUUGCUUACCAUAAUUAUUUUUCUAUUUGACAUUAAUUUCCAUCGGCGCAAUCGUUGGAACAGGCAGAUUUAGAAGCGACGAAAGGCAUAGAUAGGUUGUACGCUGGGUUUAUGUACACGUUGUGUCAGCCCUGAUGUCGCCGAGCAGGUUCCAGCAGUUGACGAGAUUGUUACGUGUAGAUAAUAAAUUAUUCGGA